Molecule: messenger RNA, 1220 nt
Organism: Scheffersomyces amazonensis
Lineage: Eukaryota; Fungi; Ascomycota; Pichiomycetes; Serinales; Debaryomycetaceae
Gene: COQ5
Product: 2-hexaprenyl-6-methoxy-1,4-benzoquinone methyltransferase
Exons: 1
Coding region: 199-1107 (302 amino acids)
Biological process (GO): ubiquinone biosynthetic process
Molecular function (GO): methyltransferase activity
Source: RefSeq, a predicted model, not a curated record
GAAAACGUUGUAAGUGUAAAAUCUUUUUUUUUUGCAAUAAUUUCAAAUUUUCGCAAGGGGCGUGUCCUAGGCCAAUUUGUAUUAACUUAUUUUUCACUUGUCGUACCGAGCUCACUCUCACUAAAAUUUAGCAAUCAGCUUUGAACCAAUAGGCUUGUUAUAGUGAGGUGAUAUUUAUUGUAUACGUACUAUACUGUAAUGUCACUCUUAACAAAACUGGCCAUAAGGUCAAGUAGUGGGUAUGGGUGUAGAAUUGGUGUUAGACCAUUAGUACAACAAUUGCGUUUCAAUUCUUCUACCAAUCCUAACAAUAGUAAUGAGACCACUCAUUUUGGAUUUAAGACCGUUAAUAAAGAAGACAAGGAGAAAUUAGUUGGAGGAGUAUUUUCAUCAGUUGCAUCUAAAUAUGAUGUUAUGAAUGAUGCUAUGUCAAUGGGUGUACAUAGAUUAUGGAAAUCACAUUUUAUAAAUCGAUUAGAUGCUGGAAUGAGACCAGGAAGUAAUCGUGGACUUGAUUUUCUUGAUGUUGCUGGUGGUACAGGUGAUAUUGCAUUUGGAUUAUUAGAUCAUGCUGAAAGAAAAUUUAAUGAUACUAGUUCAACUAUGACAGUUGCAGAUAUUAAUGCUGAUAUGUUAAGAGAAGGAGAAAAAAGAUUCCAAUCAACUAGAUGGAAUGAUGGAUCUGAUAGAGUUAAGUUUUUAGUACAAAAUGGAGAAAUUUUAGAUCAAAUUCCUGAUAAUUCUAAAGAUGUAUAUACUAUUGCAUUUGGAAUUAGAAAUUUUACUGAUGUUCAAGCUGGUUUAAAUGCUGCUUAUAGAGUUCUUAGACCAGGAGGUAUUUUUGCAUGUUUAGAAUUCUCACAAGUUGAUAAUCCUGCUAUUGACUAUAUUUAUCAAGCUUAUUCAUUUUCUUUAUUACCAUUAAUGGGUCAAUUAAUUGCUGAUGAUAGAGAUUCUUAUCAAUAUUUAGUAGAAAGUAUUAGAAAAUUCCCUAAACAAGAAGAAUUUAAAUCAAUGAUUGAAAAGGCAGGAUUUUAUGUACCUGAAAAGGGUUAUGAAAACUUAACCUUUGGUGUUGCUGCUAUACAUAUUGGUGUAAAACUUUAAAUAAUUUAAAAUAGUUUAAAUAAUAUUAAGAAUCUUCUAAAAAUCUCUUUUGUAUAUAGUUACUAAAAUUACAAUUACAUAUAAUAUUUACUUUUAUAUCUUAUAAAUAUAUA